Messenger RNA from Dibothriocephalus latus, 291 nucleotides. The record is from the annotation of a GenBank genome assembly. Lineage: Eukaryota; Metazoa; Platyhelminthes; Cestoda; Diphyllobothriidea; Diphyllobothriidae.
AUGCGUGUUGUUUAUCUGUGUCAACCGCUUCUACGCCAUGCGCCUCGUCCGCCGUCAACCCUCUCCCUGUUCCUCGUGGUCAACUGUGUCAAGGUGGAACGAUACUACCAACGCGCCCUCGAAAUUUACAUAAGUGCUCUGGGGAUAAAUGAUCCCAAUGUCCUCAAGACAAAGAACAAUUUGGCAUCAGCCUACCUCAAACAGGCCAAAUACGAAGAGGCCGAGGCCCUUUACAAGGAAGUUCUCACUCGAGCCCACGAAGCCGAGUUUGGCAAAAUAUCUGAGUCCAAC